AUGGCAGAGGAAAAUUGCACCAAGGUAACCGAGUUCAUUCUCCUCGGGUUAUCAGAUGUCCCUGAGUUGAGAAUCUUCCUCUUCCUGGUGUUCCUUCUCAUCUAUGGAGUCACUGUCUUGGCUAACUUGGGCAUGAUGGCACUGAUUCAGGUCAGCCCUCGACUCCACACCCCCAUGUACUUCUUCCUCAGCCAUCUGUCCUUUGUAGAUUUUUGCUAUUCAACAGCAAUCGUGCCAAAGAUGCUGGCUAAUAUGUUAAACGAGGACAAAGCCAUUUCCUUUCUGGGGUGUAUGGUGCAGUUCUACUUGUUCUGCACAUGUGUGGUCACUGAGGUUUUCCUACUGGCAGUUAUGUCCUAUGACCGCUUCUUGGCCAUCUGUAAGCCACUACUCUAUAUGCUCACCAUGUCCCAAAAGCUUCGAGUGGAGCUGGUUUCUGUCUGCUACCUUUGUGCAACUGUGUGUGCUCUGAUUCACUUGUGUUUAACUCUUAAAAUCCCAUCCUAUAAGUCCAACAUGGUUGACCAUUUUUUCUGUGACCUACCACCUGUCUUUUCUCUUGCCUGCUCUGACAUAUUUAUUAAUGACCUCAUGGCAUUUAUUGUGCCCACUGUUAAUGAGAUGCUUACCAUCAUCGUCAUCUUCUCCUCCUACUUGUUCAUUCUCAUCACCAUCCUGAGGAUGCGCUCAGCUGAGGGAAGGCACAAAGCUUUUUCCACCUGCACCUCCCACCUCACAGCCAUCACUGUCUUCCAUGGAACAAUUCUGUUCCUCUAUUGUCGACCCAGUCUGGGCAACAGUCGGGUUGCUGACAAAGUGGCCUCUGUGUUCUACACGGUUGUGAUUCCUAUGCUGAACCCUCUGAUCUACAGCCUGAGGAACAAAGAUGUCAAAGAAGGUCUCAGGAAGGUGCUGAAAUCCAAUUUAACUUUCAAGGAUCCAUUUCCUUAG
Messenger RNA from Heterocephalus glaber (naked mole-rat), 951 nucleotides. Its product is annotated as olfactory receptor 5L1. The record is from RefSeq and is a predicted model, not a curated record. Gene Ontology annotation, biological process: G protein-coupled receptor signaling pathway. Gene Ontology annotation, molecular function: olfactory receptor activity; G protein-coupled receptor activity. Gene Ontology annotation, cellular component: membrane. NCBI's taxonomy places the organism in Eukaryota, Metazoa, Chordata, Mammalia, Rodentia, Bathyergidae.